AUGUCCAAAAAACAUCAUCUAACCGACAGGCACGACGACGAGAAGUUGGCGGAGGCAUUGACGACCAGUCAGAGCCAGAUUGGAGAGGUGAUUGACGUUAACGACAAGAAGCUGAAGUUCAAGAUCGACUGCUGGUUGAUGCCGUUGCUAUGUUUCACAUACGCAUUACAGUCAAUCGACAAGACGACUCUGUCAUAUGCCGCGGUCUUCGGCCUCAAGCAAGACACUAACCUCGCUGGUUCGGAAUUCUCAUGGUUAGGAGCGAUCUUCUAUCUGGGAUACAUGGUCUGGGAAUGGCCAACAUCAGUACUGCUCCAGAAAAUUCCUCUCGGCAAGUUCUUAGGAUCAUCGGGUACAGUCACGAUUGCCUGGGGAGUCGUGGUCCUCAUUCUGUUGCCCGACAGUCCAGCUUUGGCCAAAUUCCUCACAGGCUUCGAAAAGGAGUGUGUUCUGCAACGCAUCAAAGAGAACGAGACUGGUGUCGAGAACAAGAACUGGAAGCCUUUGCAAUUCCGGAGGCAUUGA
Messenger RNA from Fulvia fulva, 525 nucleotides. RefSeq lists its product as uncharacterized. The transcript is spliced from 3 exons. The record is from RefSeq and is a predicted model, not a curated record. The coding region runs from base 1 to 525 and encodes 174 amino acids. Gene Ontology annotation, molecular function: transmembrane transporter activity. NCBI's taxonomy places the organism in Eukaryota, Fungi, Ascomycota, Dothideomycetes, Mycosphaerellales, Mycosphaerellaceae. Gene Ontology annotation, cellular component: membrane.